Molecule: messenger RNA, 1611 nt
Organism: Blastomyces gilchristii SLH14081
Lineage: Eukaryota; Fungi; Ascomycota; Eurotiomycetes; Onygenales; Ajellomycetaceae
Product: NADPH2:quinone reductase
Exons: 4
Coding region: 314-1327 (337 amino acids)
Molecular function (GO): oxidoreductase activity
Source: RefSeq, a predicted model, not a curated record
CUUGUACAGAUAGCCAUUCUCGUUUAUAAGCCGAAAUACUCGAUCCGCAACUCCCGAGAAAGGCUUGGUGGCGGAUCAAUCCUUUCCCCGGAAAGGACAUGUUUGGGGAGGUUUUGCUGCUUAAUAAUGGUGAUUGUUCAGCCGACCCGCCGAGCAAGGAUCUAUGUUGGCUUACGCAGCAUAUAUCUGACAACUAUGUUGUCCGCUAAAGCAAGACAAAAGCAACCUUUGUUUGUCCAUCUCGAUUCAUUCAAAUUCUGGGAAACUAGGCUGCCGUUAUACUUGAGUGGAACUGACAUCCAACAUAUCAACAAUGACUGCAAACAUGCGUGCAAUUGAUAUCAAGGAAGGCAAGGGCCCCGCGGCCAACCUUUUUGUGACUACGCUCCCGAAGCCACUGCCGUCUGCAGGAGAGGCGCUUGUGAAAAUCAAAGCGUUUGGCUUGAACAGGAUGGAUCUGUUACAGAGAGAAGGAUUGUAUCCGCUACCCCCUCAAGCACCUAAGACAUUGGGUGUAGAGUUCUCUGGCGUCAUUGAAUCCUUGGGUGAUGGAGACUGUCUCGACUUCAAAGUUGGUGAUGAGGUAUUUGGGUUGGCUUAUGGAGGGGCGUAUGCGGAAUAUAUCUCAUCUUCCGUGCAAACACUGCUUCACAAGCCCGCAGAAGUCUCCUGGGUGGAAGCAGCGGGAAUACCAGAGACAUGGUUCACAGCAGCCCAGGCUAUGUAUUUAGUAGGUGAAUUUAAGCCAGGCAAAUCAAUUCUUUGGCAUGCAGGCGCAUCAGCUGUUUCCAUCUCUGGCAUCCAGCUCUCGAAAGCGGACAACGCGAGCAAUAUUUACGUUACGGCCAGCUCGCAGGAGAAAAUCGACUUCUGUGUCAAGAAUCUCGGGGCCACGGCCGGGUUUAAUUAUAAGACCCAGGACUGGGCUGCCGAGCUGACCAAGGCUACGAAUGGCCGCGGAGUCGAUGUGAUCAUUGACUUCGUCGGUGCAAGUUACUUUCAAGGAAAUCUUGACGCGGCCGCGAAGGACGGCCGCAUUGUCAACCUCGGCUUCUUAGGUGGCAUCAAGCUGCCCGCUGGUGUUGAUAUCAGUCCAAUUCUGAGGAAGAGGUUGAGGUACGAAGGCAGCUCUUUGCGGAGUAGGGAUACUGUGUAUCAGAGAAAGCUUCGGGACCUGGUGCUGGAUGCAAUGCCUAAAUUCAAAGACGGGACAUUCAAAGUAUAUGUUGAGAAAGUCUUCCCGUUCGAGAAUGUCAUAGAUGCCCAUGUGCUCAUGGAAAGUAACCAGACCAAAGGAAAAAUCAUCUGCACCAUUGGAGAAGUCUGAUGGUAGAAGAUAGAUAGGCCUGUGAAAGGCUUUUUUGAGAGCGAGUAUGAUUAAUGGAUGAUAUAGAGGCAUUUUACUUUGAAUUUCUCGGUUUUGUUUUAUGUUUUCGCUUUCCAUAUGCUAAAUAUGGUCACUAUGGUAGAAGAAAUAAAUGUUUUUAGACAAAUACUGACAAUGUAUAUCCAUGGAUGUGAACUAGUCAUUGUAUCAUAUGCCAAGCUAUAGGCGGUGAAGAAUCGUGGCAGAAUUUAUCGCAAAAUUCACGUUCUUUUAUAUAAAUUGGG